ACGACAGAGGCAAACCGCAAGCCAUACCUCAAAAGUCGGAUUUGGACGGCAAAAUCCGCUCCCGAAAACUCUGGCUUUCAGGUUCCGUUACGUCGUACCUUAAUUUUCUGUUUGUUUCCCGAGAAAAUUUACGGAAAGAAAAACACAGAAUGCGUUUCACGAAAAUGAAAGCCAAACAGCCAAAAUAAUUGAAGGCUUUUAGUUAUAAGCUUCAAUUUCCUCGGAUCCCAAAAAUUUCAGAAUCCUCGGAGUUCCCAAAUAAAGAAAUUUCGCUUGGUUUUUUGUAUUUUUUUGCAAUGUUUUGUGAUUGAAACAUUGGAGAAGAUGAAAGUGAAGAACGAGAGGCAGAGUUGGGCGGCGGUGUCGCCGUCCGAGGUUGUCUAUCACUUCGGCACCAGUGGACUUUCCGUUGCGGCGGCCACCGCAGUAACUCAUCCUCUAGAUGUUCUCAAAGUUAGGCUGCAAAUGCAACUUGUUGGGCAGAAGGGUCCUCUCACUGGAAUGGGCCGGUUAUUUCUCCAUACUUUUAAAAAGGAAGGGCCAAGAUUUUUGUAUCUGGGAUUGACACCGGCAUUGACAAGGUCUGUUCUUUAUGGGGGUCUUCGUUUAGGCUUGUAUGAACCUUCAAAGUAUGCCUGCAAUUGGGCUUUUGGAUCCUCCAAUCUUUUUGCUAAGAUUGGGUCUGGAGGAUUUGCAGGUGCAAUUGCAACUGCAUUGACGAAUCCAGUUGAGGUUUUGAAGGUGCGGUUACAGAUGAAUCCAAACUUGAGUCCAACAGGAGAACUGCGUAGAAUUGUUACUGAAGAGGGAGCGAAAGCGCUUUGGAAGGGGGUUGGCCCUGCUAUGGCUAGAGCUGCUAUGUUGACUGCAUCACAACUAGCAACAUAUGACGAAACCAAGCUGACACUGAUUAGGUUGACAUCACUCGAAGAAGGAUUCCAUCUUCAUCUCAUCUCAAGCACAGUUGCAGGCUUGGUGAGUACCCUCGUAACUGCACCCGUGGACAUGGUAAAAACCCGUCUCAUGUUGCAACAGGAAUCUAAAAAGGCAGGAAACUAUAAAAAUGGAUUUCAUUGCGCAUACCAGGUUAUGCUUACAGAAGGUCCCAGGGGUCUUUACAAAGGGAGCCUUGCAACUUUUGCAAGACUGGGUCCACAAACUACAAUUACCUUCAUACUCUGCGAGAAGUUGCGUGAGCUUGCCGGAUUGAAUGCAAUCUAAGCCUCGGCAUUGGCAGCCUGCAAUCGCCCCCGCUUCUGGCUGCAAUGAGAAUUUUUUCGAAUCGGCAGGUAACGCACCCCUCAUUCCUGAAAACUCCGAUUUAGGGGAAGGGAAUUACUUGUACUUGUUCGGGCUAGAUUCGUCCCUUGCACGGCUCCCCGGGGUCUUGCCUGUCAGGUAAGGUUUGCUGCUUGGUGCGCUGCAACAUGAGUUUGCUAUUAGUUUGAAUGGUGCCUUUGUAGAGCUUUUGUUAGGCCUUGAGGCUCACAAUCAAAACUAAUAUAGAUCUGAGCGUGCCAUUGUUUCCUUUGUAUAACAUAUUGUUCUUUUUUGGUUUUUAACUGGGUUGAUUACUUGUGUCACAGGUUACUUAGACUUAUUGAUCUUACUGGAUUGUUACAGAUGGGUUAAGUUUGUAAUAAGGUUCUUUUUCUUGCCUUGUAAACAAGGACUUUUACUCAUGAUAUUAUAUGACCCAAUAAAGGAAGUUCAGGGCCCUUCCAACUA
Molecule: messenger RNA, 1728 nt
Organism: Malus domestica (apple)
Lineage: Eukaryota; Viridiplantae; Streptophyta; Magnoliopsida; Rosales; Rosaceae
Molecular function (GO): transmembrane transporter activity
Source: RefSeq, a predicted model, not a curated record